AUGGAGGACAUCCGUAUAAGAACUAGGAACCUCUGCAUCAACGAGAAGAGGAAGAGGGGAGCUUAGCCCGUCUUUGAGGAUACUCCACCUAUGGAACUCCAGCGGAAGCGUACUCCGAGAAGAACUCAACGGCGAGCCAUCGCAAAACCGCCGAAGGUGACACCAAGAAUGACCAGGUCCAAGACGAAGACGAAGAAGAAGGUAGCUAUCUCACCGAAUAUAAAGGAACGCCUCGCGGCGGCCGUCAAGAGGAAUACUCCAGCUAAGAUUGGCAUCCUCGGACGCUACAUGCUCCGGGAACAGUGCAUGAAGCAGUUGAAGGACUUAGACGCUAUUACGUUGCAGAAUAUAUGCAACGAGGACGGGAUUCCGUACGGUGGGAAGAUCGAUGCUCUGUUCGACCUUGCAGAGCACCGUAUCUACAAGGAGUAUGGCACCGACGAGGAAGAUGAGGCUCGUGAUGAGGAAGCAAAGGAGCCAGAAGAGGGGGGUGUUGGAGAAGUCGGCGACGAAGCAGUUGAAGACGACCAGUGAUAUGCCCUUGGUAUUACCGAGUAUUGGAGGCUGUGCAAGUUUUCG
Molecule: messenger RNA, 579 nt
Organism: Chara braunii
Lineage: Eukaryota; Viridiplantae; Streptophyta; Charophyceae; Charales; Characeae
Source: the annotation of a GenBank genome assembly